This is a messenger RNA of Durio zibethinus, 2554 nucleotides long. It is a transcript of the gene NAP57, whose product is annotated as NAP57 homolog. Gene Ontology annotation, molecular function: pseudouridine synthase activity; RNA binding. NCBI's taxonomy places the organism in Eukaryota, Viridiplantae, Streptophyta, Magnoliopsida, Malvales, Malvaceae. The record is from RefSeq and is a predicted model, not a curated record. Gene Ontology annotation, cellular component: box H/ACA snoRNP complex. Gene Ontology annotation, biological process: snRNA pseudouridine synthesis; rRNA pseudouridine synthesis; mRNA pseudouridine synthesis.
UAUAUAUAUAUAAAAUAACAAAGCCAGAUUGUCCCUAGCUCUCCCUGUUGCAAAUUUGCAAUGGCGACUUUGAAUUUUAAACUUAGCUUUCAAAGCAUUUUCCCUUUGAAUGCAGAAGAUGCAAAAGAAGCAUUUGAAAAAUACUAUUGAUGGACACAAGAAAAUCUACUUCUCAAGGUACUCAAGUCAUUUCACAGUUUGCCCAAUUGUGAGGAAUAUUUGGAUCAGUUAGCACUAAACGAAGACCAAUCCCCCUAAUUGGAUGUGUAGGACAGGACUAAAAGCCCCCAUAAGCCAAGCCCAGACCAACUCGCUGAAAUCUCCGGCCUCGUCUCCAAAACCCUAACCAUAUAAAUCUCUGCCAUUUCCUUUCUUCUUCGCCUCCUCCCACUUGACACUAAACCCACUCAAAACCCCUAACCAAAAGCAAGAAGAAACCAUGUCUGAGGUUGAUCUCUCGCGUGCAGACAAGAAAAAACACAAGAAAAAAACCAUGUCUGAGUCUGAAACCAAAGAAUCCGACCAAGAUUUCAUGAUCAAACCCCAGAGCACCACCCCUUCCAUCGACACUUCCCAGUGGCCUAUCCUUCUCAAAAACUACGAUCGCCUUAACGUGCGAACCGGACACUACACUCCCCUUCCCUCCGGUUUCUCCCCUCUCAAGCGUCCCCUUGCUGAAUACAUCAGGUACGGCAUUUUGAACCUCGAUAAACCCUCUAACCCUUCUUCCCACGAAGUUGUUGCUUGGAUUAAGCGUAUUUUGCGCGUCGAAAAGACUGGUCAUAGUGGAACUUUGGACCCCAAAGUCACUGGGAAUCUCAUUGUUUGUAUUGAUAGAGCCACACGGCUUGUUAAAUCCCAACAGGGUGCAGGCAAAGAGUAUGUCUGCGUUGCCCGUUUGCAUUCCAAAGUGCCCGAUGUCGCUAAGGUUGCUAGGGCCCUUGAAACUUUGACUGGAGCUGUUUUUCAGAAGCCGCCGUUGAUUUCGGCUGUUAAAAGACAGCUUAGGAUUAGGACUAUUUACGAAAGUAAGCUUCUUGAGUAUGAUGCAGAUAGGCAUUUGGUUGUUUUCUGGAUUUCUUGUGAGGCAGGUACUUAUGUUAGGACUAUGUGUGUUCAUUUGGGAUUGAUUCUUGGGGUUGGUGGGCAUAUGCAGGAACUUAGGAGGGUUAGGUCUGGAAUUUUAGGGGAGAAAGAUAAUAUGGUGACAAUGCACGAUGUUAUGGAUGCUCAAUGGGUUUAUGAUAAUUAUAGAGAUGAGGCUUACUUGAGGAGGGUGAUUAUGCCGCUUGAAGUUCUUUUAACUAGUUAUAAGAGGUUGGUUGUGAAGGAUUCUGCUGUUAAUGCUAUUUGUUACGGGGCAAAGUUGAUGAUUCCAGGAUUGCUGAGGUUUGAGAAUGAUAUUGAGGUUGGAGAGGAAGUUGUGUUGAUGACUACUAAAGGAGAGGCGAUUGCAUUGGGAAUUGCAGAAAUGACGACUGCUGUGAUGGCUACUUGUGAUCAUGGUGUGGUGGCAAAGAUUAAGAGGGUGGUUAUGGAUAGGGAUACUUAUCCGAGGAAGUGGGGUUUGGGGCCAACUGCAUCCGCGAAGAAGAAACUGAUUGCAGAAGGCAAAUUGGAUAAGCAUGGAAAGCCAAACGAUAGUACUCCUAAAGAGUGGUUGAGAAAUGUUGUGUUGCCAGCUGGUGGGGAUUCUACGGUUGCUAGCCUUGCAGCUUCUGCUGAACCGGCUGUGAAGAGUAGUGAGACAGUGGUGGAAAAGGAAAAGAAGAAAAAGGGCAAGGAUGAGGAAGAUGGGGAGGGACGCAAGCGCAAAUUGGAUGAAAGCAGUGAUAGCCCUGUUCCAGUUGUUGUUAAGAAAGCUAAAGUUGAGGAAGCAGAAGUUGAAGUUGAAGUUGAGAAGAAAGAGAAAAAGAAAAAGAAGAAGGAUAAAGAGGAUGGUGAUGCAGAAACUGAAGUGAAGACUGAGAAGGAGAAGAAAAAGAACAAAGAUAAGGUUGAGGCUGGUUCACCAGAUACAGAUAAGUCUGAGAAGAAAAAGAAGAAGAAGAGCAAAGGGAGCGAGGAGGCUUCUGAUGUUGUUAAUGGUGCAAAUGAGGCAGGGGCUGAUAAAAGUGAAAAGAAGAAAAAGAAGAAAAAAAGCAAAGAUGUAGUAGAGGAGUAGAUGAGCGGGUUUCAGAACUUUCCUUUUAAUAGGAAAUCGGUUUUUCCUUGUAUGGUUGCAUUCUAGUGAUAACGGAAGCUUAUGAAAGAACUGUGAGGAAGUUUUAAAGCAAAUGCCUAGUUCAAUUUACCAUGACAAAGCAAAUGGAAAUCUUCUGUCAUUUGACAUUGUGGAUCCAACAGAAAUUUUACUUUAAUAAAAACUGAAUUCAUAUGAGAUAUCAUCGAUUCAUUUGGUUUUCUUCAUUUUGUUUUUACAGCCGUAUUCGAUUUUUAAGUACAAAGCAAGCAAAUGAAAAUGUUUCCUAGUUGGUAUUCUUUUGUAUCCUCCCAAAAUCCUGCUGUAAGAAUAUUCGAAAAUGAAUCCAAGAUUGAAAUCAAAGACUUGGAA